Molecule: messenger RNA, 1185 nt
Organism: Prunus armeniaca (apricot)
Lineage: Eukaryota; Viridiplantae; Streptophyta; Magnoliopsida; Rosales; Rosaceae
Source: the annotation of a GenBank genome assembly
AUGGGUUCGGUUCCUCCUGAACUGAGCUUGGAUUUUAGACCCACUUUUGUACCUAAAACGAUCAGUGAUUUCCUCAAGGAGGUUUCAAUGAUCGGUAGUGUAUCCGAGAGGUUGUCCAAGCUUGACGAUUUUGUUAAGCGAUUGGAGGAAGAGAUGAGGAAGAUCGACGCCUUCAAGCGCGAGCUUCCUCUUUGCAUGUUUCUCUUGAAUGAUGCGAUUCUAGCUCUGAAGGAAGAUGCAGUGCAAUGUGCGGCACCAAAUGUUCAACCAGUGUUGGAAGAAUUCAUACCAUUGAAGAAAGAUUGUGAAAAAAACAAUGGAGGAACCAAUAACAAUAAGAAAGAAAAAGACUCUAGGGAUAAGAAGAAUUGGAUGAGCUCUGUCCAGCUUUGGAACACUGAUAAUUAUCAACAUCCCUCUACUGAUUUCCCAUAUGAUCGAAAGCAAGUUUCUGAAAUUGAUUCUAAGAGAAAUGAGGCAGAAAAUGGGUUAGCAAAUGAGGAUCCCUUCCAGACGUGUAGAAAUAGGACUGCUGGAAGAGCAUUUAUGCCAUUCAAGACAUACCCUGCUUUCUCUGUCACGGCGGCGAGGAAGGAAGAUAAGGAGGAAUUGCCAGUUCAUGGGCUGUCUUUGCUCACUCCAGGAAUCAAGAAUCCAAAGGAAGAAUCAGCUUCCAGUGGUUCAAGAUCCACUUGUGGCAGGGCAGUCUCCUUCUCUACUGCCAAUGCUCAAUCCAAUAUGCGGACUCCACCGCAGCAACCAACUAGCCGGAAACAGAGAAGGUGCUGGUCGCCGGAGUUGCAUCGGAGAUUCGUCAAUGCCUUGCAGCAACUUGGAGGUUCACAAGUGGCCACUCCAAAGCAAAUUAGAGAACUCAUGCAGGUUGAUGGCUUGACCAAUGACGAAGUGAAGAGUCAUUUGCAGAAAUACCGACUUCACACAAGAAGAGUUCCAGCUGCCACUGCAGCCCCAGACAAUCAAUCUGUAGUUGUUUUGGGGGGCUUGUGGAUGUCCCAAGAUCAAUAUGCUGAUUCUUCAAAAGCUAGUAGUUCCCAAUCUGGCUCACCCCAAGGUCCCCUCCAUUUAACUGGAACCGGUGGAGAUGAUGAAGAUGAUGAAGAUGCAAAAUCUGAAAGUUAUAGCUGGAAAGGUCACAUUCAAAAACCUGGAAAAAAUGAUGUAUAG